UUAUAACCUUUUAUAACCUGUCAAAGUUUGCAACCUUUGACCUUAAUUAAAAUCCAACUUUUCGUCGUACCCAGGGUACUCUGUUAGCUUGGUACCCUGGGUCUGAGAGUGUCUGAGAUUUGCAGAAGCGGAAGUUUCAACAACAAGAAAGUACCAGGGUAGCAAAUGAAGGCGUUGUGACAUUUAGACAAGUUGGUAUAGAAAUUCACCAUGGAGCUGGAGUUACAGACCACUGCUGGUGACAGCGUUACCCCCACUGCAAUCAUCCCACGACUUCCCUUGUGGAUCAAGGUCAUAACCUUGACCUCAUGUACGCUCUCCAUCCUGGGGUCAGCUUUGAUCAUUGGGACCUUCUUUGCAUGGAAGGACAUUCGCACCCCGUCUCGCCGUCUUCUCGUUAUCUUGUCACUCACAGACUUCUGGACGGCGGUCGCUCUUUUCUACGGAGUGUACACAGAUUUCAUGGACAGCUCAGUUGACUGCAUUGUGCAAAGCAUCGUCAGCACCUUCAUGGGGACCAGCUCUUUCUUCUGGACUGUUUCCAUAGCAAUCUACUUGUACAUAACGAUUGUGAAGACUGACACUCAGCUGGCAGGAAGCCUGACGAAGUAUUUUCACGUUGUAAGUUGGGGUGUCCCCCUUGUGGUGGUUGGGUGUGCUGCAGGGCUGCAGAAGCUGGGAUAUGACAAGUCCCAGGUGUCGGUGGGCUGGUGCUGGGUGAAGCUGACCACACCCGACAACCUGCUGUGGAUGCUGCUGACUGGCAAACUGUGGGAGAUCCUGGCUUACUUCAUCCUCCCUGCACUGUACAUAGCCAUGAAGAGGCAUAUCUAUGCACAGGGCCACACCCAGGAUUGCUACCGUUUCCAGCGCAGUGCGGUGGCUGCCAUGGUGAAGGUGGACCGUAAGCUGACCUUCAUCCCAUUGGUGUUUGUGCUGCUACGGGUGUGGAGCACCAUACGGUUCAUCCUAACACUGAGCGGCUCUCCUGCUAUCAACAACCCUGUUCUGCUUGUUCUACACGGCAUUGGAAACACCUUUCAGGGUGGGGCCAACUGUAUCCUAUUCUGCCUCUGCACAGAGAAGAUUCGAAACAAGCUGCUACCCAAUAUGCUAUGUGGACCUCGCAGUUCCUGUUGCAGCUGCCAGGGGGCCGCUUGCUGCUCUUUCUUAAGGCUAAAGCUGCUGGGGCCCAAAUAUGUCCUUCAAAUAGAGGCCAAUGGAAGUGUCAACAGAGAGGAUGAACCACUUCUCACUGAGAACCACUAAGUUAUUGACAGCAUCUACAUGCUACAGUGCAUCUACAUGUAGUUGCUGUUAAAUGUAAGGGAUAUCUUUAUACUAACUCAGUGAUCACUACAUGUUACGUUAGAUUGAUUUAAGUAUAGUUAUUUGUACUGCCAUUUACAGGAGCAUUACAAUCCAGAAGUGAGUGUUUUUUCUUUAUGAUAAAUACCAUCUUAAGGAAAUAAAAAAAUGCAUAGUACUCCACAUUACAUGAUAUAUACUUAACUUGCUUGUACCUGAAGUGGCUAAAUACAAUGUACCUGACAAGGCAAGACUUGAAUUAAGGUUACAAAACUAAUUCCAGCAAAAUUAAAACUAUGAAAACCCCACUCUUCAUUUGUUCCGAAAAUAUUCAUGAUAAAUGAUCACUCUGAUCAAGGAAGUAUUAUGCCUGAAAGUGUCAUUGUGCAAUGUUACAGAAAUGGAAUAACUAGUCUUGUAGAUGGUACCGUUUACAGAGAAAAGACCAGCUGCAAUGAAAGAGCUUUGUUGAAUUCUUGUUUUUCAUUUGUUUAAUAUAAUGUAGAUGGUGUACAUGUAAAUACACAAUUGCAAGUGUUAAAAGGAUAAGGGAAUUGCUUUUCUUCUUCAGUAGCAGUACUUAAGGAAAAAGAAAGCCUGUAGGUGGCUGGUUAUUUAUCUUGAUUCUUUUGCCUUUUCUAAAUGUCAGGGGAUAUUCUGACUGAUAUUCUAUUGCAUUCCUACAAUGGUAUAAUUUCUUUACUGGAAUAUGGAUCAUAGAAUGAUCUCUGGUAUUUCAUGCACUAGUUUUGGACAGUGUUAUUUUAUAUCAGUAUGUAUUAUACUGCCAUAAUAAAGAUUAUAGCACCAUG
Messenger RNA from Branchiostoma floridae (Florida lancelet), 2120 nucleotides. Its product is annotated as G-protein coupled receptor 157-like. Gene Ontology annotation, molecular function: G protein-coupled receptor activity. Gene Ontology annotation, biological process: adenylate cyclase-activating G protein-coupled receptor signaling pathway; cell surface receptor signaling pathway. Gene Ontology annotation, cellular component: plasma membrane. The record is from RefSeq and is a predicted model, not a curated record. Lineage: Eukaryota; Metazoa; Chordata; Leptocardii; Amphioxiformes; Branchiostomatidae. The coding region runs from base 211 to 1269 and encodes 352 amino acids. The transcript has 4 exons.